CUCCACGCCCACACGUCCACACAGACCACGUGAGCACUCAACCACACCACAGGAAGAGCCACCGUUGCCACCAUACGUCAGACAAAAGUCAGAUACCUCGAAAAGAUACAGCGGAUUCAGCCAUGUGUUGUCUGACAAUGUUCGCAAGAUGCGGGAGGCAUGGAGCAACAAGCAGGAGUCACCGCCCUUGCAGCAGCGACGAGGGACACGGGUGCCUUCCAGCCCGCCCCCGUCACCCAGGAGAGCGCCUGAUUCACCCAGGAGAGCACCCGACUCACCCAGGAGAGCACCCGACUCACCCAGGAGAGCACCCGACUCACCCAGGAGAUCUUCCCUCUCCAGAAGUACACCCACGCGGGAGUCACCCUCAAGGUCACCCACUAAGACCAACAACUACUACAACUCCACAUUCAGCAGCAGAAGUAGAAGUAGUUCCUCGCCUCGCCGCGGCAGCACCUCAAGUACUGAGGGUGUCCCGUCUGCCGCCCGGGAUGACGGCCGCACCACUUAUGCCUCUGCCAAGUCAGGUCGACCACUAGCAGACAAUUAUAGCCAGGGCGGGUCUGCUGCCCGAAGACCCUCGCCCGCCCGCACUGCCCGACGCACGCCUCCUCCUGCCGCGCCGUCAGAGCCGCCGCCUGCCUCACCCUUCCACCAAAAAUUAUUCCGGAGAUUACGAGAGCGCCUUCAGCCCGACAGUGAGACCAUCUGCUUCACCGAGGAGGAGGACAGAUAUAAGCUGGUGAUGGACGUGGAGGAGUAUGUACAGGGAGAGAUCGAGGUGCUGCAAGACGACAAGCACUUGACGGUAAAGGGCCGCCUCUCAACCACCCAACGCGGCAAUACCACCACCAGGACCUUCAACAGGAACUUCCACAUCCCCAAGAACACCCGCGAGGAGGACAUCGACUCGGCUCUCUCCAAAGAUGGCAUCCUCACCGUCUAUGUCCCCAAAAAGAAGGAGAGGGUGAUCAAAAUACAGUUGACGGACUAGGAAGAGAAGAAGAAGAGAGAGAGAGAGAUAAAGAAGGACUAGGGGAUAACGAGGAACCUCCACAUCACUAUUUACUCUCUUGCAUAUCUGACUCCUCCAGUAUCCUCACACCUUCAUCUCCUGUUUGCUACACCUGACCGUCACCUCAGAUACCCCCCCCCCCUCCUCCUCCCCUCACUCCAAAGGCAUCACGGCGGUAACCUCCAUAUCUCGGAUCCAUGUUACCAGAGGUGGUGCAUCGCUCAAGCCUGGGGGGGGGGACUACUGUACACGUCUUGUUGUAUAGUUCCUUAUAUAUGUUGACAUGGAGUUAUUGGUUCUCUUCACACCACACACCGUACCACACUGCACCACACCACACCACACCACAGCUGCUGGGUAUGAUGACUGCCCACUACACUACACACCCUUUAGAAGACUACAGUACGUACAAGCCUACGAUAACGAAUACAGCUAAAGGACUAUGAGAUCACCUGACACCCCUAUAUGAGGACUACAAGACACCACCAAUAAAAGUGUAGAUCUACCAGAAAGCUACAGUACCAGCCUACAAGAAGACCAGUGUGUGUGACGAGGAGAGAGAAGAGACAGGAGGUAGCAGGUAGCAGGCUAGAUCAGUGCGCUUCCCUCCCCCCACAACUGAACCAUAAGUGUUGGUACAGUGUAUGUGCUAUGUGACACUUUGCUACUCAACACAACAAAUUUCUGUAUAUACAUGAGUUAUCAGAAAAAAUGAUUUAUAAUUGUAAGAUAACAAAAUUGGGUAUAGUGUAAUAUUAUACGUAUGAACUGUGUGUAUAUAUAAAAUUCAGUGAGAUGAAAAAAAAAGUGUUAAUGGUGGAUUAUAGAAUAUGGACUUAACGUGUAUGUUCAUCGAAUCCAAACUCAGGACAUUUCUGAAGCUGUGUUAAUGAAAAAUCUUAUUGGCUGAUGAGAACAGGGUGAGGGUGAGGUGUGUAGUGCUGUAAUGUGGAGGAGAGUCCACCACACCCCCUCAUUACACCAAUACGUCCCUCACUUCUCCACCACCUCCCUCACUACCACCAGCACCACCACGCUCUCACCCCCACUACGCCCUUACCCCUCCAACACGCCCCUCACUCCACCACCACCACCACCACCCCCUCACCCAACCACCACACCCUCACCACCACCACCACACCCUCACCCCAAUCACCACACCCUCACUACCAACCACCACACCCUUACCCCACCACCACGCCCUCACCACCAAGUCAUUUACAGUCGACUCCACACGUGCCUUCUUCACACAAGCUACUAAUGGAUUGCCUUACUACUGUAUACAUGAUCCACCUCAGCUUGGUGGAUCAUACGGCUGGCCUCCUGGUGGUGAUUCGACCGACGCCUUUGUUUACGCGCGUGACGUCAGAAGUUGUUGGUAGUUGCCUUCGUAGUUGUCUUUAAGUCUUUCAGCCUCACGUGCCCCGCCGCCGCCUCACCAUUCACUACUGACCGUCUUUAGCAUAAAAUGUAUAGUAUUUUUGUAUAAGCGUUAUAAAGAACAACACUAAACGACACCAUCACUAACGUCUCCAUGCUGUGUGACGACACCACCUCAUAAGAUGUCAAUUUCUUAAGUAUUAUCACCGCCUUAAGUGAUGUCAUUAUUUUAUAUGACGUCACAGCCUAUUUGCCAUCAAUUUGACGUCAUCGUCAAAUGUAAACAUCACCUCAUAUGACGUCACCGCCUUUUGUAAACAUCACCUCAUAUGACGUCAUAGCCUUUUGUAAACAUCACCUCAUAUGACGUCAUAGCCUUAUGUAAACAUCACCCCAUAUUUCGUCACCGCCUUAGGUAAAAUCUUCCCCUAGAAUAUGUGGUGAGCAGAGAGUCACUAGUGAGUAAUUAAGUGAGUGUAAUGAGUGGUGGUAGUGGUGAGGGAAGCUGUAACCCAGACAGUGCCAUCCAUCAUCAACACCCUCGCUGUCAUUAAUCCUGGCACUAAUAACUAAAAAAAAAAUAUAUAUAUAAUCAUCAUCAUCAUCUCCAUCAUUAGACUUUUAGUAGUUAACCCAAUUUUUUUUCACCUCCACGUGAUGAUGAAACCAGUGUUGAUAUUACGUCUAUAACUGUCGUCUUGUUGUAAUAGAACUCAUUAGUCACUUAAAUUUCUUUUUACAUAACUUUGAUAUACUCAUUUGAUACAUUGAAAAAGAUGUUUAUAUUUUUGUGACUUAUUAAAUCAUAUUCAUUUUUUAUAGUGUAGACUCAGUAAGUACUUUUAUAUGUUAUUAAAAAUUUAGAAUACUGUACUGUACAUUGAGUAUGUACUUAAUUUUGUAUGUUACAUUACCAUUAGGGUAAAUAAUCCUGGACGCGAGACAUUGACUUCUAAACUACAGUACGUGUGUCCAGGAGUUUGAGCUAGUCACAUAGUACAUAAGAAGCUUAAACUAUAUAUACAGUGUAAGGAACCGUAUUGGAAAACCUGUCACGUUGCUCCCACGGCGUCACGCUCUCACACCAAGAGUUAUUUCUGGGUGUUUAAGGGCCGAAGACAUUGACCUGACCUGACCUGACCUGACCCUGGGUGUCUAUUAUUCAUAUUUCAGGUCGUGUGAAUCUUCCUAACCACUCCACUGUCUUAAGCAACGGUACGACUAUUAGUGGAUAUAGGUGUGUGUGUGUGUGUGUGUGUAUGUGUGUGUGUGUGUGUGUGUGUGUACUGUGUGUGUGUGUGUGUGGGUAUGUGUGUGUGUGUGUGUGUGUGUACUUUUUAGGUAUAGCACCAGCCAGCCCAGGUGAGGUACCAACCUGAGCCACACAGGUGAGUGUUUAAGGGGAUGGCAGGUAACAAGGCCGAUAGACUGGAAGGCUGACAGGUACUGACAAGUUAAAAGGAAGGGACUAGGAAGCAGUGAGAUGUUGGGGGAAGGUGAGAGACAAGAGUGAGGGAUGUGAGAGAAGUGAGAGAGAUGAGAAAUUAGGAGGAAGGGAAUUGAGAGGCAAGAAGAGUAGAGGCGAUGGAAAGAAGCAGCAGCUGUGUGUAGAUAAAUUAUGGAGUUGUUUUAUCCACUACCAUCACCAAUAAUAACAAUAAUAAUAAUAAUUCACCUCCACGUGUAUAGCAAUAAUGUGUUGUGCCUCGGGUGUAGCUCUUUGUUUUUCACGCUUUUGGUCAAAUAAUAAUAUUGUAUUGUUUACUAAGUGCCUCAUACGUACUGUGAUGUCUUGAUAAAAAAAAUAGCUCCAUGUUAAUAUGCUUAUAACUCCAAACUGAUGGGUGUCCUUGUCUGUCACUGCACAGUAUUUAAUAAAAUAUAUUCAUGGGUGUUUA
This is a messenger RNA of Homarus americanus (American lobster), 4293 nucleotides long. RefSeq names its product heat shock protein beta-1-like. NCBI's taxonomy places the organism in Eukaryota, Metazoa, Arthropoda, Malacostraca, Decapoda, Nephropidae. The record is from RefSeq and is a predicted model, not a curated record. Bases 149 to 994 code for a protein of 281 amino acids. The transcript has 3 exons.